Molecule: messenger RNA, 4263 nt
Organism: Pan troglodytes (chimpanzee)
Lineage: Eukaryota; Metazoa; Chordata; Mammalia; Primates; Hominidae
Gene: GALC
Product: galactosylceramidase
Exons: 17
Coding region: 657-2546 (629 amino acids)
Biological process (GO): galactosylceramide catabolic process
Cellular component (GO): lysosome
Molecular function (GO): galactosylceramidase activity
Source: RefSeq, a predicted model, not a curated record
GCGGUCAGCGGCGGCGGGGUGAGCGGCAAGCUGCGGGGAUACGCGGGGGGCGGCAAGAGCCCGCCCCGUGGGGCCAGCCCCACAAGCCCCCGCGGCGUUGCCCUGCGUUUCCACCGGCUCCACUCUCCGCCGCAUUCCCCUAGGGUGCCAGUCAGCAGGCGGUUGGGGCGGGCCCGCUGCGGGGCUGGGGCGGGUGCUUUCUCGUUUAACACGAACCAGACAGGCAGUUAGGUUUGAACAAAUGAGGAUCCGGAGGUCCAGAGAGUAUAGGUGCAGAGAGUAAAGUGACAGGUCUAAGUAGUGAAGUAGCCGGGGCUGGAACCCUCGUCCCAGGCAGUGGGGCACAGGCUGUCUUCAUCGCGGAGAUGGCAGUCGGGGAGCGUCGCUCCAGAAAGGGCCAGGGAGUGCGGGAGCGUCCGUGUGCGAAAGAGAACGCCCCAGUGGGAUGCUUUGGCUGUGUCUCUUCCUUUAGGGGGAGUUGGUGGGUGGUGGAGUCGUAAGUCGCGUGCAGUUGUUAGUGCAGGGUAAGGAUGGGCUCCUCCAGAAAGGGUAGCGCCGAAUAGGAUUUCGUUUGGAGGCAGGACUGGUGCCUCAAGGUCUCUUUAAAAGGAAGAUAAGCGAGCGGCCUGAAACUACCGGGUACUCCCUCUGGGCCCAUGGGCUUCAUGGUGGCCGACCUUUGGGCAACCUCCCGACUUCUAGUAAAUUACCCAGAGCCCUAUCGUUCUCAGAUAUUGGAUUAUCUCUUUAAGCCGAAUUUUGGUGCCUCUUUGCAUAUUUUAAAAGUGGAAAUAGGUGGUGAUGGGCAGACAACAGACGGCACUGAGCCCUCCCACAUGCACUAUGCACUAGAUGAGAAUUAUUUCCGAGGAUAUGAGUGGUGGUUGAUGAAAGAAGCUAAGAAGAGGAAUCCCAAUAUUACACUCAUUGGGUUGCCAUGGUCAUUCCCUGGAUGGCUGGGAAAAGGUUUCGACUGGCCUUAUGUCAAUCUUCAGCUGACUGCCUAUUAUGUCGUGACCUGGAUUGUGGGCGCCAAGCGUUACCAUGAUUUGGACAUUGAUUAUAUUGGAAUUUGGAAUGAGAGGUCAUAUAAUGCCAAUUAUAUUAAGAUAUUAAGAAAAAUGCUGAAUUAUCAAGGUCUCCAGCGAGUGAAAAUCAUAGCAAGUGAUAAUCUCUGGGAGUCCAUCUCUGCAUCCAUGCUCCUUGAUGCCGAACUGUUCAAGGUGGUUGAUGUUAUAGGGGCUCAUUAUCCUGGAACCCAUUCAGCAAAAGAUGCAAAGUUGACUGGGAAGAAGCUUUGGUCUUCUGAAGACUUUAGCACUUUAAAUAGUGACAUGGGUGCAGGCUGCUGGGGUCGCAUUUUAAAUCAGAAUUAUAUCAAUGGCUAUAUGACUUCCACAAUCGCAUGGAAUUUAGUGGCUAGUUACUAUGAACAGUUGCCUUAUGGGAGAUGCGGGUUGAUGACGGCCCAGGAGCCAUGGAGUGGGCACUACGUGGUAGAAUCUCCUGUCUGGGUAUCAGCUCAUACCACUCAGUUUACUCAACCUGGCUGGUAUUAUCUGAAGACAGUUGGCCAUUUAGAGAAAGGAGGAAGCUACGUAGCUCUGACUGAUGGCUUAGGGAACCUCACCAUCAUCAUUGAAACCAUGAGUCAUAAACAUUCUAAGUGCAUACGGCCAUUUCUUCCUUAUUUCAAUGUGUCACAACAAUUUGCCACCUUUGUUCUUAAGGGAUCUUUUAGUGAAAUACCAGAGCUACAGGUAUGGUAUACCAAACUUGGAAAAACAUCCGAAAGAUUUCUUUUUAAGCAGCUGGAUUCUCUAUGGCUCCUUGACAGCGAUGGCAGUUUCACACUGAGCCUGCAUGAAGAUGAGCUGUUCACACUCACCACUCUCACCACUGGUCGCAAAGGCAGCUACCCGCUUCCUCCAAAAUCCCAGCCCUUCCCAAGUACCUAUAAGGAUGAUUUCAAUGUUGAUUACCCAUUUUUUAGUGAAGCUCCAAACUUUGCUGAUCAAACUGGUGUAUUUGAAUAUUUUACAAAUAUUGAAGACCCUGGCGAGCAUCACUUCACGCUACGCCAAGUUCUCAACCAGAGACCCAUUACGUGGGCUGCCGAUGCAUCCAACACAAUCAGUAUUAUAGGAGACUACAACUGGACCAAUCUGACUAUAAAGUGUGAUGUUUACAUAGAGACCCCUGACACAGGAGGUGUGUUCAUUGCAGGAAGAGUAAAUAAAGGUGGUAUUUUGAUUAGAAGUGCCAGAGGAAUUUUCUUCUGGAUUUUUGCAAAUGGAUCUUACAGGGUUACAGGUGAUUUAGCUGGAUGGAUUAUAUAUGCUUUAGGACGUGUUGAAGUUACAGCAAAAAAAUGGUAUACACUCACGUUGACUAUUAAGGGUCAUUUCGCCUCUGGCAUGCUGAAUGACAAGUCUCUGUGGACAGACAUCCCUGUGAAUUUUCCAAAGAAUGGCUGGGCUGCAAUUGGAACUCACUCCUUUGAAUUUGCACAGUUUGACAACUUUCUUGUGGAAGCCACACGCUAAUACUUAACAGGGCAUCAUAGAAUACUCUGGAUUUUCUUCCCUUCUUUUUGGUUUUGGUUCAGAGCCAGUUCUUGUUUCAUUGGAACAGUAUAUGAGGCUUUUGGGCUAAAAAUAAUGAAGAGUAAAAGGGGAGAGAAAUUUAUUUUUAAUUUACCCUGUGGAAGAUUUUAUUAGAAUUAAUUCCAAGGGGAAAACUGGUGAAUCUUUAACAUUACCUGGUGUGUUCCCUAACAUUCAAACUGUGCAUUGGCCAUACCCUUAGGAGUGGUUUGAGUAGUACAGACCUCGAAGCCUUGCUGCUAACACUGAGGUAGCUCUCUUCAUCUUAUUUGCAAGCGGUCCUGUAGAUGGCAGUAACUUGAUCAUCACUGAGAUGUAUUUAUGCAUGCUGACCGUGUGUCCAAGUGAGCCAAUGUCUUCAUCACAAGAUGAUGCUGCCAUAAUAGAAAGCUGUAGAACACUAGAAGUAGCUUUUUGAAAACCACUUCAACCUGUUAUGCUUUAUGCUCUAAAAAGUAUUUUUUUAUUUUCCUUUUUAAGAUGAUACUUUUGAAAUGCAGGAUAUGAUGAGUGGGAUGAUUUUAAAAAUGCCUCUUUAAUAAACUACCUCUAACACUAUUUCUGCAGUAAUAGAUAUUAGCAGAUUAAUUGGGUUAUUUGCAUUAUUUAAUUUUUUUGAUUCCAAGUUUUGGUCUUGUAACCACUAUAACUCUCUGUGAACGUUUUUCCAGGUGGCUGGAAGAAGGAAGAAAACCUGAUAUAGCCAAUGCUGUUGUAGUCGUUUCCUCAGCCUCUUCUCACUGUGCUGUGGUCUGUCCUCACAUGUGCACUGGUAACAGACUCACACAGCUGAUGAAUGCUUUUCUCUCCUUAUGUGUGGAAGGAGGGGAGCACUUAGACAUUUGCUAACUCCCAGAAUUGGAUCAUCUCCUAAGAUGUACUUACUUUUUAAAGUCCAAAUAUGUUUAUAUUUAAAUAUACAUGAGCAUGUUCAUCAUGUUGUAUGAUUUAUACUAAGCAUUAAUGUGGCUCUAAGUAGCAAAUCAGUUAUUCAUGUAGGUAAAGUAAAUCUAGAAUUAUUUAUAAGAAUUACUCAUUGAACUAAUUCUACUAUUUAGGAAUUUGUAAGAGUCUAACAUAGGCUUAGCUACAGUGAAGUUUUGCAUUGCUUUUGAAGACAAGAAGAUAAGUGCUAGAAUAAAUAAGAUUACAGAGAAAAUUUUUUGUUAAAACCAAGUGAUUUCCAGCUGAUGUAUCUAAUAUUUUUUAAAACUAACAUUAUAGAGGUGUAAUUUAUUUACAAUAAAAUGUUCCUACUUUAAAUAUACAAUUCAGUGAGUUUUGAUAAAUGGAUAUACCCAUGUAACCAACACUCCAGUCAAGCUUCAGAAUAUUUCCAUCACCCCAGAAGGUUCUCUUGUAUACCUGCUCAGUCAGUUCCUUUCACUCCCAAUUGUUGGCAGCCAUUGAUAGGAAUUCUAUCACUAUAGGUUAGUUUUCUUUGUUCCAGAACAUCAUGAAAGUGGUGUCAUGUACUAUGUAUUCUUAUGAAUGGUUUCUUUCCGUCAGCAUAAUGAUUUGAGAUUUGUCCAUGUUGUGUGAUUCAGUGGUUUGUUCCUUCUUAUUUCUGAAGAAUUUUCCAUUGUAUGAAUAUACCACAAUUUGUUUCCUCCCCACCAGUUUCUGAUACUACAAUUAAAACUGUCUACAUUUACAA